AUGCCGGAUAUUCAUAUGAACUAUCGCCAUGAGUCCUUUGAUACGUUUACAUCAAACGGGGUGCUGUACAUUAGAGCAGAGGCUGUGUGGGCUGUUUCAGACGGCGGUGCGUGUGGCAUCAGCGGAAAGCAGAAGAUACGAGCCGCGUCUCUCCCGAUAGGAGUUCGACGGCCCACGCCGGUUUGCUUCCAGAACACCGCCUUUCACAGAGCGGUCGGAGUAGGCGGAGCUCAUGAGGUUAAUAUCAUCGGGAUACUUGCCUUGGGAUGGUCGUACAUAUUUUCGGCAGAAUUAAUCGAGAGGCAGGGACCAGGAUCGUCCAGCUUAGACUAUACCGACUCUAUUGCGGAAAUGUGCCAUGGGAAGGCAGAAGCGGUCGGUAAUAUGAUUCAUGUUGGCGCUGUGAGUGCGCAGGCAGCACGAUGGUGGGCAUCAAUUCUAGCACCUGGGCAGGGUUGGAAGGCUACAGUGUUGCAGUGUGACAGUGCCUGCUAUAUCUCGCCCUGGUCUGUGGUGCUCGAGCACGACGAAGCCUUCAAGGUCAGAGUGAGUGGCGAUUUACCAGCAAAUUCAACAAUGAAAUCCCUAAGCCCUCCGUCUUCCCAACAAGCAUUGGAGUUCCUUGUCAAUUUUUGUGCACUCCACGGUUCCCAUAGCCAACUCUUCGUCGCCCUCGCAACUGCUAUGACAUUCCCAGCACACAACUACUAUGGAACGCCAUCCAGGUUGCCUUGUGUACGUGGGUCGAAUACUCUCAAAUCUCCUCAAGUCACAGCGGAUAUUAAAGAGCUUUCUGUCCAAAUUCCUUACUAUAUGACGAUGAGCUGUGCCCACAACGUGACGGUUUCGAGUCUCUGCAGUGUAUUUUGGGAACCCAAAGUAUGCUGUAAUUUGGUCAGUCCAUGGCUUCAUCCUGUACUCAAAGAAAUACCCAAUCAUUAUUCCGGCUCUCUCUCCUUAGAUGAGAUCAUCCCUUUACUUUGUGCCCAACGAUGUCCAAAUCUUGCCACUCUCUGGCUUGGAGCUACUCUUAGUGGGCUUUCUUCCACUAUCAUUGAGCUUGUUGGUAGCGGAACCCCUCCUCUAGACACAAACGGUGCGCCGUGGACUGGAAACCCACAGUCUUUCAUGGAUGUUCCGGGUUCAGGCCCAUAUGUUCAAUUUGACUCCCCGCAGGAUAAGCUCUUUAGGUCGGACGCCUGGCGCCUUCUCUACCUACCGGCCGCUGUCGAGGAUGACUUGCAAUAUAAUAGCCCGCCAUUUUCACCAUGGCAACCUGUCGGCAUGACUAACUUUGAACAUGCAGCCAUCAGAGUAAAAGCCCAUAGAGAUUGCCCCCGUCACGAGCUGGUUUACCAUCACUGGUCAUGGCACCUAAAGAAUGGUUCGGGGUUGGAUGGACAUGGCUAUUGUUCUGACGCCAUCCCUAGUCACUCCUAUAAAAUAGACCCUCCCAUAACUACCAUGAACUACCAGGCACUUUCGCUAGAAGAUCAGGAAGCAUCCAUGAUAGCCUCACGAGAAGUCUUCGCGUGGGUUACUCGCAACUGUGAAGGACAUCCUCCCGAGGAGAUAUACCACGACCCCUGGAUACGUGAUGAUAGCGAAAGCGAAGCGUCAGAGUCUUGCACGUCUUCUAAGAGUGCAAGAUCCACUGGCGGGCUAACAGGGCCAUCAGAUAUUGAAGCAUGGAUUAUGAGAACGAACUCAUAA
Trichophyton benhamiae CBS 112371 is the source of this 1713-nucleotide messenger RNA. RefSeq lists its product as uncharacterized. Bases 1 to 1713 code for a protein of 570 amino acids. Lineage: Eukaryota; Fungi; Ascomycota; Eurotiomycetes; Onygenales; Arthrodermataceae. The record is from RefSeq and is a predicted model, not a curated record. The transcript has a single exon.